Messenger RNA from Iphiclides podalirius (scarce swallowtail), 432 nucleotides. Lineage: Eukaryota; Metazoa; Arthropoda; Insecta; Lepidoptera; Papilionidae. The record is from the annotation of a GenBank genome assembly.
AUGAAGCAAAACAUCAGCAAUGCUUGUGGUACUGUAGCUCUUGUCCACAGUAUUGCUAACAAUACUGAUAAAAUUCAGCUCACUGAUGGCCUUUUGAAGAAUUACUUGGAGGAAGCAAAAGGGCUAGAUGCCUCUGCUCGUGGAAGACUGCUUGAAAAGUCAGAAGGCAUCAUUAAUGCUCACAAAGAAUUGGCCCAAGAAGGUCAGACUAAUACACCUAGUGCUGAAGAUCCAGUGAACCAUCAUUUCAUUACUUUUGUACACAAGGAUGGUGCUUUGUACGAGUUAGAUGGACGUAAAGCUUUCCCUGUUAAUCAUGGGCCAACUACUCCUGAUAGUCUUUUGGAAGAUGCAGCAACUAUUUGCAAGCAAUUCAUUGCUCGUGACCCAUCUGAAGUUCGCUUCACAGUUGUAGCUUUGACUGAGGCUAAC